ACACCUAUCGACAUCUACCAAUUAUUUUUGAAAGUAUAAUAUAAUUAUACUUUACGGAAUUUGAACAAAAGAUUUAAGUAAAGUUACUGACAUAAAUAAUUCAAAUUCAGUGAGAAAAUGUUCGGGAAGGCGUGUUUGUCCAUUUUCCAGCGUUUAACAAUAUCUAAUCCAAGUCAAUUACUACGAAAAAAUGCCCCCCUUGCUUGGAACAACUCUAUACAAAAUUACGCCACUAGAAAACGUUUUUACAAACGAACGGGCAUCUUACAGAGUAAUGGUAAAUUUGAAGUAACACUAGAUCAACGCAAAUUGAAAACACCAAAAGGAAAUCCCUUUAUAGUGGAUAGUGAACCACUUGCAUUAGGAGUUGCAGCAGAAUGGGAUGCCCAGAAACAGAAUAUUAAUCAAGCCUCUAUGCAUCUGAGUACACUAUGUAACACUGCUAUAGAUAAUCCAAAUAAUUUUAAUAAGUUAGAUUUGGUAAACUAUAUAACUAAUUAUAUGGACACAGACACUGUUCUAUUUCAAUCUGGAGAAGAUGAUGACCUAUAUAAAUUCCAAGUGAAAGAGUGGGAUCCAAUAAUUCAGUGGUUUUGUGACAAAUUCCAAGUGGAUAUUCAGAAAUCCAGGGAUAUUGGUGGGCCUGUUGUACCGGAAGCAACUAAAGCAUCAAUUUCGCGGUAUUUGAUGUCUCAUAACUUUGCUGCCAUUAAUGGUAAAAGAAAUUGCUGUGAUUUUUUAAAUCAGAAUAAAUUGAUGACAUGUGUAAUUUUUGUUAUAGGUUUUGUUUACGGUGUUGAUACAUUAAAAUCGGUAAUAUUAACACUCGCAGCAGUGGAGCGCUUUAUUCCAACUGAGAAAGCAGUUUUGCUCUCGCGACUUGAAGAAGAAUUUCAGUUGGGUCAUUGGGGACGAGUUGAAUGGGCGCAUGAUUUAAACCAGCAGGACUUGCAAACACGUCUAUCGGCAACCAUCCUCUUCAUCUACUUCAACACAACAUCUACAAGCGUGCGGACAAAACACCCCCAGGCGUAAUUUAUUAUCAGUUUUAUUAUUAAAAUCAAUAUAUUCAGAGA
Molecule: messenger RNA, 1076 nt
Organism: Dalotia coriaria
Lineage: Eukaryota; Metazoa; Arthropoda; Insecta; Coleoptera; Staphylinidae
Product: ATP synthase mitochondrial F1 complex assembly factor 2 homolog l(2)k14505
Exons: 6
Coding region: 118-1035 (305 amino acids)
Biological process (GO): mitochondrial proton-transporting ATP synthase complex assembly
Cellular component (GO): mitochondrion
Source: RefSeq, a predicted model, not a curated record